Molecule: messenger RNA, 1011 nt
Organism: Harmonia axyridis
Lineage: Eukaryota; Metazoa; Arthropoda; Insecta; Coleoptera; Coccinellidae
Gene: mgr
Product: prefoldin subunit 3
Exons: 3
Coding region: 219-776 (185 amino acids)
Biological process (GO): tubulin complex assembly; microtubule-based process; protein folding
Cellular component (GO): prefoldin complex; cytoplasm
Molecular function (GO): tubulin binding
Source: RefSeq, a predicted model, not a curated record
CCAUACAUUUAUUUAAACAUAUGCUUAAAAAAGUAGCUUCCUUGAACAUAUUAUUGAAUUUUCCAACUGUCAUAACCUUUUCUCAAUGAAUCAUAAUCAUCUGUGGUGUGCCUUUUAACCAAAUUUGGUUUAUUGUUUUGGAACUUCUCGUAGGAGUUAAGAUAUUUGAUUACCAGGUGUGCAAUAAAACCCUAAGAAUAACAAUAAAAUCCUCAGAAAUGGAGGCUACGAGCAAAGCAAUUGAAUUGGGCGACAAAAAAUCAUAUGCUGGCAUCCCAGAAGCCGAAUUUGUGGAAGAUGUAGAUGCUUAUAUGGCACGAUCUGAUAAUGUAGAUGGUGUGGAUGAAGUUUUGAAACGGUUGGAUAAUCAACAUGCAAAAUAUAAAUUCAUGGAAUAUAACCUAGCAUCUAAAAAAAAACGUUUACAAAAUCAAGUACCAGAACUUAAAAGGUCCCUUUUAACUAUUGAAGAAUUGGAAAAGCAAGAAACGGAGUUUGAAACUCAGUUUUUACUUAGUGAACAAGUUUUUGCUAAGGCUAAAGUACAACCAACACAGAAUGUGUGCCUUUGGCUAGGAGCUAAUGUAAUGUUAGAGUAUACUUUAGAAGAUGCUAAAAAGUUACUGAGUCAAAAUAUUGCAGCAGCUACACGAAAUUUAGGAUAUGUAGAACAUGAUUUGGAUUUUUUAAGAGACCAAUUCACAACAACAGAGGUCAACAUGGCAAGAGUUUAUAACUGGGAUGUAAAAAGGAAGCAAGCAGCAAAGGCCAAAUGAAAAUUAGCGACAUCUUCAAUGCACAUAAAAUAAUAAAUACAAGAAGAGUCAUUACCUAGAUUGUAUUUUAUUGAAGCUUUCUUUUGUGUAUCUGAUAUUUAUUACUUGAAAUCACAACUUAUGCAUUCAUUUUCAGAUAACUCAAAAUUGUUUCACUGUCAUUUGGGACUAUAAAUCAUAUUCUGAUUACCCAGAUUUAUUUUUUGAUGACCUAAUAAAAUUUCAGUGAAAAUUU